Microbotryum saponariae is the source of this 2030-nucleotide messenger RNA. The record is from the annotation of a GenBank genome assembly. NCBI's taxonomy places the organism in Eukaryota, Fungi, Basidiomycota, Microbotryomycetes, Microbotryales, Microbotryaceae.
AUGGCCGCGGCUGUCCUAAGAAAGCGGUACCCGUUCCUCGCUCCGGAACUACAAGUCUCCCAUCUCGUAGUCGGCGCUGGGGUCGUAGUGAGUCCGCCGCCCAGAACGACGAAGUCCAACAACGCUCGCACGAGCUCGUUUACCCCACACGAAGGUUGACUCUUGCCUCGAGCUCGAGGUCACGAGUGAGGAGGCUUGGCUCGUCUCGCCGCGCUCGGGUGGGGCUUGGGAGUGUUUGGGUUCGAGUUGGGUGGCUUUGCUUAUUUGCGGUGUGGUUUUGUUGUAUGGUAGGGUCUAGCUGUAACGGAGAGGUUGGUCAACAAGUUCGCGGAGAGGACGACGUUCGUUGUGGAGCGGUGAGUUGUGGGUAGAGGGAAUGGCAAUGUAGCCGUACACGAGAGGGGUGGUGUGAUGUACUUGAGUCGAUUCUUAUACUUUUCACGCUACGCGGGCAGACAUGGUCAAGCAGGCCAAGAAACUUCAUCGCGCAACUCGGAAGUGUACGUUACCCCGCGACCCACCUCUCAACUCGCGCGAAAUUGAUCAUCCCUCUCCAACACUGGCCAUCACAGCAUUCAUUCAGGAAUCUACUACCCCUCUGACUCGCUCAAAACCACCCUCUGCAUCCGCGGUCGAGAACUCCUCUACAAGCGCUGUCAAGCCAGUUCCAUACCUUAUCGCAAGACCGGCAAACUCAUCGUCGCGACGUCCAAAGACCAGAUUCCCUACUUGAAAGGCUUGGUCAAGAAAGCCGACAAGUGGGGGGGAAGGUCCCUCUGGAAUGGAAGAAGGGGGAUGAGUUGAGGGAGUUGGAACCGGAUUUGGGAGAGGGGAUCGUAGGGGGUUUGAGCAGUUCCGAGACGGGGAUCGUCGAUAGUCAUUCGUUGAUGGAGGCGAUGGAGAAGAGUGAGUCCGGGGGCGCACCGCUUGAUGCCUUCGAGUGAUGACUGAGGGCAGUCUUGCUCGUUUCACCAGCUAUUGUGGACAGUGAUACGGGCGAACUUGUGUAUGGAACUCGAGUCGUGCGGAUUGAUCGAGCUGAAGCGCCGAACAAACGCGGGAAGAGAGGCGAUGGAUCGGAGGACGGGUGGGUCGUGCAGACGAUUACGGCGGAUGGAAAAGGAGGCGAAGGGGAGAGAUCGGCGGUGUUGGCCAAGGUCGUAAUUAAUGCUGCGGGUUUGAGGUGCGUUGCUUUCGGAUUGGACUUGGAGUGAAGGUUAGGGUUUGGAGGCUCAUCGGGUUUCUUCGAGAUCUCGACGGUACAGUGCGCACCACCUCGUCAAUCAGAUCCUUCCCGAUUCAGAGCAAAUCGAGGUCCGAUACGCUAAAGGAAACUACUACUCGUGUCGGUCUCAGCUCCGAAUCCUCAUCCUUUACCCCGCCCCUCACUGAACCCUCUUCCCCUCAACCCCACUUAGAUCGAGGCCCCGGCACGUCCUCGAUCCGUCACCUCAUAUACCCCUGUCCGGACCCACACACCCUCGGAGGUCUCGGAACUCACCUGACCAUGAAUCUUGAUAACGAGAUCCGUUUCGGACCCGACGUCAAGUGGAUCGAACCUCCAAAAGAAGUAGGGGGAGUGGAGGACUUGGAUUAUUGGGAGAAGCAUUUGGCGGUCGACGAAGAGAGAAUGGGUUUGGCGAUUGAGGAGGUGAGGAAGGUCUUACCGGGGGUGGAGGUCGGAGGUUUUGCUCCAGAUUGUGAGUCGGAAACUAGGAUAUUUUAUUUUAAGAAGAAAUGCAUCUCUUUGAGUAUAAGUUUUCGAGAAGCUAAUACAGAGUCUCCAUUCCAAAAAAGAUACCGGCAUCCGCCCCAAAUUAUCCCGCCAAGGCGACCCCGCCGCCGACUUCUCCAUCACCCACCCUCAACCAGGCUUCAUCUCGUUGACAGGGAUCGAAAGCCCCGGAUUGACGAGUUCGUUGGCAAUUGCGGAAUAUGUUGAGGAGAUGGUGAGGAAGGAGGUGUGGGGGUUGGGAGUUGGGACGGGGAGGACGGUUAGCGAGGCGGGACGGUUGGAUGGAUGGGCCUGA